Messenger RNA from Nematocida homosporus, 1257 nucleotides. RefSeq names its product magnesium transporter. Gene Ontology annotation, molecular function: magnesium ion transmembrane transporter activity. NCBI's taxonomy places the organism in Eukaryota, Fungi, Microsporidia. The record is from RefSeq and is a predicted model, not a curated record. The transcript has a single exon. Gene Ontology annotation, biological process: magnesium ion transmembrane transport. Gene Ontology annotation, cellular component: membrane. Bases 1 to 1257 code for a protein of 418 amino acids.
AUGAAUACCGGAGAAGGCUACAGAGGAGCUCUAGCUGAACUCAUCACUAUUUACCGAAAGAUGAAAAAAGGCCGAGAUACUCUUAAUAUCUACCAAACUCGCAAAGACCAAAUCUUCGAUGAAUCGGCCGAAACAGCCGCCGAAACAGCCCAAACCGUCCCUCGAGUACGUCGCCCCGAGACUAAGGAAGACGAGUACCAAAUGAUUUUCAACUUUUGUGCAUUAAACAUGAUCAAUCCAGCCGGAUCUAAGUAUCUCUUCUACUCACGCGAUGCCGCUCUACUCCAGGCCCAAACUCUAGAUGAACUCACUGCCACCGCCGAUUUCUCCAAAUCAGGCUUCUUCUGGCUCAAUACGUUCAACCCCACUGAUAGUGAGCUUUACUCCCUAGGCGAGAUGUUUAACAUUCAUAGUUUGUCCGUUCUUGAUAUUAAAGAGCGCAAUACCGAUGAAAAGAUAGAAGUCUUCAAACACUACACCUUUAUUUCCAUGAAACUCUUUGUGGAAACUCAGUCCAACACCGAAGAUAUUGAUUUUAACAUUCUUGUCUUUAAAGACUUUGUACUGACUUUCCAUGAUAAGCCCUGGAUAAGUGUACAUGAUACUUUCAACUUUAUUGAUUUACUAGCUAAGUAUACGCCCUUAACUCCUUCCUGGGUGUUGUACUCUAUUGUGGUCGAGUUCCUUCAGGAUAUUAAGUACCUAACUGAUAACUGCCGCACCCAAAUAAAUCACAUCCAGGAACAGUCCAAAAGCCUGGAAGGCCCACAAAUGGCCGAUGUUUUGAAAAGUAACUUUGCCGUUACCUGUCAAGUCAAUAACUUACAGGCUUCAGCCCGUAACAAACUAGAUAUUUUGGGCACUCUGAAAAGCCGGUGCCGCAAACGCAUUGUCCCACUAGUCCAGAAGUACCUCACUGAAUCAAUCGAUGAUCUGAAAGAGCAGUACAAACGACUGUCCGAGCACCACCGUGUACUUGAACGCUCACAGGACACGUACCUUGCCCUCCUUAAUGUAGCACAAACCCAGGAGGGCAACGAAAUGAACAAAUCAAUGAGCCGCAUGAGUCUGGUCGCCCUCAUUAUCUCGCCCUGCCAACUCUUAUCCGGACUUUGGGGCAUGAACGUAAAAGUCCCAUGGGGUGACACGGACGACUACUACCCGUUUGUAGUCAUUAUUAUUCUUUCCAUGCUGCCCAUUCUGGUCUACUUUUACCGCCCUCUCUGGCGGGCUUUAGAGACUCGGCGCCAAAAGUAG